UUCGAAACGGAUACGAAAAAUAGGAGUGGUUUGUUGACGAUCGAUUUUUAUGUUUGUAAACAGAAAUUAACGCUCUAUGGCAUUGAAUUAAUUUUUAUAAAGUGCUAAAUAAUAAAUAAAUAGAAAGCUAAUCCUUUUUUAAAAACAUUUAUUAACUAUGUGAUGAGAAUUCUGAAGACAAAAUAUUUAGAAUGAUUAUCUCAAAAAAGGCAUGAUCAUAUAUCACUUCGAGUAAGCACCGACAAAUUUUUGUAUAUUGAAUUUUGAACUAAAAUUUUGAUUCAUUUCUGUAUCGUUCUAGUCAUACAAUUACAAUGGCGAUAUUAAAACGAUGCUGGACUCCUUUCAUGGUAUAUUCGUGGACCACCGUCAAGCUUGGUUGCUAUUAUGCUUCUCUGUAUACAGCUGUUUUCCAUGUUCUCUUCAUUACAUAUUCGUUAUAUACGAUGGAUGGAGGAAAAUCCGAUGAAUUUUACAGUCCCUUUUUCGAAUUCAGCAAAUAUGGUACUGUAAUCAUCGGUUCCUGUGCUAUUAUUUACAGUUUUGUAUUCCUGAUGAUGUGCGCCAUGCUAAUAUAUGGCGUUAAAAACGAAAACAGAUGCAUGUUCUAUCCCUGGAUGAUAGGUAUGACACUGGAAAUCUUAAUUAUGAUUUGUAUGGGAAUAUGGUUCAUUUUCCGUUAUUAUCAUAACAGUUAUUCUUUUCUGGCUGCAUUUAUACUCUGGUGUAUUGAUGGAUUGCAUUUAUAUUGUUUGCUGUGUGUUAUCUCGCAAUACCAAGUAUUCAAAGAACUCCAGGAGCCCAAAUUUGUUAUUUUAUACCCUUAGUAUUCUUGGAUUAAGAGGACUAUGUCCUUAGAUUUUACAAAGAAAAAAGAACUGAUUUAAUACUUGUAACAUUUUUAACAAACAAUCCUCUAAGAACAUUGCAUAUAUGAUGAACUUAAUAAUAUUCAUAAGAGGAUCUGAAUUGCACUUUACAUAUAUUGUAUGUAGGCAACUUUAUAUUGGAAAUUUAUCUUGGGAAAAAUAUGUGGUAUAAGGUGAAUUUUCUUUUAGAAUAUAUGGCACAUUACACCCAAAGACGUAAUUUCUAUUGGUUGAAUGUGUGUUUUCUUAUUGCAUGUACACUUAAUUCUAAUAAUGCUGUAUAAAUUUAAAGCUUUUAGAUUUUAUUUUGAUGUAUUAUGGUAUCGGCAGUUGUUGAAAUAAUGAUAAUCUAUCGUAAUCUUAUUUAAAUAUAGCAAUUUUCAGGGUAAUAUUGUUUAUUCCGUGCAUUAUUUACAUUUUAUCAAAACUAUUUUAGAAAAGAUAUAUGAUGAGUGGAUUGCUUCUAAGUACUUAUCUUUAUGUUUUUCUUUGUUAAAUAUACAGAUUUUUCCUGUUUAUAAUUUUUAGAACAUUCCAUCAGAAUAUGUCAAUUAUCCUGCCAUAAUAAACACUAGGUAUCAUAAAAUAUAUUUUAGUGUGCUUCAAGUAUUGUUUUUUAUAAUUUGCAAACAUGUAAUUUAAAACUUUCUUUAACGUAUUCGAUUUCAGUCAUUUUUUUUAAAAUUUCAUUUCUUAAAUGAGUAUGUUUAUCUGAUUUUUUUAGGAACAUAUUUUAUUUGAAAUAAUGAUUCUUAUGUUAUGUAUUUUCUGUCUUUUGUUAAUAAAUAUGCAUUAUACAUUGUUAGGAAUGACAUGUACAAUUUUAUCAUCUUUUAUUAAAGUUGUUAACAGUGUUACAGUUGGUUAGUGAUUGAUAUUGCCCUUUGGUAAAUAUAAAUAUGCAUGUUAUCAUCGUAUUACACAUUUCAAAUGUGUAAUCAUGAUUUUUAUAAUAGAAAUAAAGUAUGCAUUUUCAAAUUUGGAUAACAUAUGAAAAGAGUAAAAUAUUUUCAUCAUAUUUAUACGAAAUUUGUAAAACAUGUCCUUAAAUAAAUUCAGCCUAACUGAAGAAUAAUCUACUAACACUGAACCAUAAUUUUUCAAUGACAACUUGCUAAAUGUUAUAACCUAACCACAUUCUUUAGUUUUGAGGAUCGAUAGUAUUUCAAAUAGUUUACAUUGCCAAUAAAUCUGUAAAUGCAUGUUAAUUUUCCCCAGAUGUCAAUUUAGCAACAGGUUGUUAUAUAUUGCAGUAAGUUUUAUAAUUUGUUAUGAUUUUUUUUCCCCCUUUGCUGUAAUUGUGAUAAUAAUACCAGUGUAACAGAAACUGCUCUACUAAAUGAAGAAUCUCGCUUAUAUAUAUAGCUUCUGUAAACUAUUGUUUGUGUGGACAUUGAAUACACUUGAAAAUAAGUAUUGAUUUUAUAGUAGUUUAGUUUAACUGAGAAGUUUAAAGACAUUACUUUUAUCCUUCUAAGUUAUCGCCCUGCCUUUUAUGUUCACUAUAGAAACCAGAUACUGAUAAUUAUUAUGUUUUUUAAGAAUCUCUCAGUGAAAUUUUCUUCUCUUUAUAAAUAUUUUAUUGCAAUUUAUAUUUUUAAAAAAUGGUUUAUCUAUAUUUUAAUGCUUAUCGAUCUUAUUUGAAAAUUUUAGAUUAAUAAUUUGCACAAUUGAUAAAAACAGUGUUUAGUUCAGUAAUAUAGUAAUAGUUAUGCAUGCCUUAUAAAUAAAUAUAAUAGAUUUUUUUUGAAAAUAAUUUUUUAUUUUAAAAAAAUAUUUUUUUAUUUGAAUGAAUAUUUAAUUUUUUUAAAGAACUUCUCAGGUUGCUAAAUUAUUAUCAUUGUAAGAAUUUUGCAGCUAAAAAAAUAUGCAUAUUUUGCUUUUUCGUAUCAUUUAUUGUUAAUUAUGUGUAAGAUUUAAUUACAUUUUAAAAAAUUUUAAACUUUGUUUGAAUUUAAUUUUGAUUGGUUUUCCAUGAGGAGUUAUUCAUUUUACAUUAAAUUUAAUUAGCGUUUUUUAUUGCUUGAUUUUAAUUACGAAGAUCAACUUUCAAAAUGCACUUAUUUAAAUACUUAUUACAACUCAAUUUUCCACAAAGCAAAUACUAUUCAAACAAGAAAAUGCAUUUAAAAUUUUGUUAGAUAUUACAUGUUCUUUUAAGUAUUUGCCAAACUAGUUUGUUGAUUCAGAUAUCAAAGCAAGCAAAAGACAAAUUCUAAAUUUAAAAAUGAAAAUAGGUUGCAUUUUUACCUAUUAUUGUGCUGAAAUAUUACAAUUCAUUGAAUGUGGUUAAAUUCUACUUUUCAGUGUGGUCACAUUGUGAGGUAAGGAAUUUGGGUUUUAUCACCAAAAUAACAAUCCAAACUACAGAGCAAAAUAGAUUGGCAUAGAAUGGCCAUUCUUGAAUAUUUUGCUUCUUAGCAUUGACAAAGGCUGGAUCUUUGAUGCAUAUGCCAGAAAUGAUUUUCUUUGUAAUAUAUUUAAAAUAUUUUACUGUGAAUAAAUAAUUGAAUGGAAUAUUAUAAUAUCCUAAUUUCUACUUGGUGCUUAAUUUUGAAACUAAUGAUAUGACCUCAUAUUUCUUUUUUUAAAUCAGUUUUAAAGAAAUGAAAUUUUUCUAAACCAAACAAGCUUUUACUCCACACUUGUUGAAUAUGGCUAUUAGAUGUAAAAUAAUCUGUCACUCUUGAAUAUGAAACUGUUUUUGUAAUAAAUACUUUGAAGUAUUACUUCAGCUGUGCACAUUGUAAUACUUUUAUGUGCAAAGUGAUACUUUUCAUUACAGAAUUCAUAUUUCAGCAAACGUAAAUUCAUUUUAAGAAAACUUCAUCAAAUUAAAAUUCAAAAUAAAAUAGACAAGGUAAGUUUUAAAUGCCAUUUUCGAUCCUGAAGAUUAUAUAGUAUAAAUGGCAACACCCAAUAAUCAAAUUGUUUUAUACUUGCAUUUUUUAAAACUAUUUUAUUAAAUUUGUAUGUACACUACCACAUCACAUUCUUUAUUUUUUCUUCACAUGCACAUCUGUGCAAAAGCUUGAAAAUAUUAAAUUUUUAUUAAAUAUUCAACAUUCUUUUUAGCAUGCAAAAUAUAGAAAAUAAUCAUGAUUUUAGAUACAAUUACUUAUUUUACUAAGCAUGGAAAAUAAAACAAUUUAGUAUAAAUAUAUUGAUUCAGUCAAAAAAUUAUUUAUUUCAUUUUAUUCAGGAAAUGAUGUAACUGUUUUAGAAUUUUCAUUCAAUAGUUUUUUAUUUCGAUGUAGCUAUUAGAUUUCUGGGUAAGAUUCUAAUAACUGCAUCGAAUAUAUUUGUAACUGUGUGAUAAAAUUUUCAUUUUUAUUAAUUCCUAAACUUUUUAAUAAUUAUCCUAUUUUAAAGUAAUUAUUACAUUCGUUAUCAGCACUUCAUGAUGCAUACUGAUCACAUAAUUCUAAAUGUUAGAUCUUCAUUGUUUCAUAUCAUUGUUCUAAUGUCUAACAAUAUUUUUUAAAAAAAUGAAUCUAAUGUAAAUAAAAUGUAUUGUAUGCAACUGAAAAAUGAAGAAUUUCACUAUAUUAAACAGUUGUGACUCCUGUUUGUUUUGAUUUUUGUAUUAUACUCUAAGCACUGAUGUACGGUUACAAUUAUUUAUACAAUGAAAUCUUUCAUUUAUAAAUGAAAAGUAGCAAUUUUUGUAUGUGUUUCUCUUUGCUAUUUCAAUGAAUUAAUAUUCAUAUUCAUUGUGUUAUAGUUCAUGAAAAUAGAUUUAUUUUCCACCCAUAAAUGUUGUUUGUUAUUGUUAAUGCUCAGCAAAUAAGCUCAGGCCAUUUGUUGAAUUAUGAAAGUUUAAAUUUAUGCAAUUUUUGCAUACCUUCAGAAAUAAUUAUGAGUAUUGAAAAGUUAACAUUAUCUGAGAUAAUUAUUUUUGCAUUUUGUUGAUAUUUUUAAAAUUUUGUUACUUUUAUAUAGAAAUUUGAUCUGUGACAAAAUUGCUCUCAGUUUAUAAAGAACAUCUUAGUACAAUUUAUGUAUUAAAACUGCAGAAUAUGUAUUUGCUAGCUAUAUGUGAUAAAUGCAUUUUUAUUGGAAUAAGAAUCUUGUUGGUGAUAUUUUAUUAUUUUUGGUGAAAGUUUAUUUGUAUUUUUCUGAAUUUUGAAACAAAUUAUGUAUUUUUGUUUUAUUUUGUUGGAAAUUAAUCUUUUUUUAUUAUUAUUAUUUUAAAUUUCUUUUUCUAGCUGCUACACUGAAAUAUGGGUUGCAUUGUAAUAAAGUUGGUGAAAGUAU
Molecule: messenger RNA, 5126 nt
Organism: Argiope bruennichi
Lineage: Eukaryota; Metazoa; Arthropoda; Arachnida; Araneae; Araneidae
Gene: pasi1
Exons: 1
Coding region: 315-827 (170 amino acids)
Source: RefSeq, a predicted model, not a curated record